AUUUUCGCUUGCCGUUUUUCGCGCUGCGCCCCAACUAACUAAAUGCCUGGAAGAGGCUAACUAGUGAUAAACAUUAUGAAACCUAAUUAAUUAUUUUAUGUUGGCACAUUGUCUGGUUCUACUACCUGUUCGACCACGGGCUGUCCAGCUUGGGUUGACUUAUUGCUUAUUGGACCAAUUGAAUAGUUAUCUGAAUGGCAUUUUAGCAUUGCUGUGUAAGUACUUGAGCUAGUGAUUUCAAUAAAUUGAAGACUGUUUUCCUGAAUUUCUCAAUAAGAAAAAUGCAGUGAGAGGACUAGCUUGAAACCAACGGUAUCACAAUUUAGACCGAGAUUAGAUGUCUUAAUUUUUAAAACAAAACAGACCUUACUUCAUUAUCAGCAUGUUACAAAAUAUUUACAUGGCUAUUUAAUUGGCAGACAAGCCAGGUGCCGAUAGAGCCACCCUGCUUAAAUAAAGUUGACUUUACUUUACGAAAAUUAAAAUCCUGAGUUUAUUUAUUUCAGUUCCGAUAAUUGGAGGUGCCCCGUGCCCACCGAACAAUUAACACAUUCCUCGAAUUUUGCAAUUUGUCUGCUCUCUCCUGCACGGUCUUUCAUUUGCACUAUGUAUUGGUUCAAAUCUAUCACCUGUUAUCUAAUUUUUUGUCUUCUUUUCAGAAUGCCAACUAUUGCCAUUAUCACGUUAGCUGUUAGGAAUAUAUACCGGAGAUAAAUUAAUUAAUUUUUCACAGCUUUAAUGUUCCGCUACUUUAAUACAAAGCUCAUGAAAUUGGAAAAAGAAUCAGCUUUGCGCUGUAUAGUCUCGCCUCCACGACUUAAUUCCCACCUUUCACGACCUUAUGGUUCAACAUCUCCAAUCUCUUUACACAAAGUUGGUAAAGUACUUUAUCAACGCAAUUAAAAGUUCCGGUUUAAUUAACCACUGCGCUCUUUUCUAGGGAAAACUCAAGUAAAACGUUUAAAGAAUAUUUUGGCGUGGGCGAUUUGAUAUCAGUUUGAAACAUUGAAGUUGCAAACUGACUAGAGCCUUCAUUUUUUAUUGAUACAAAGCGAGCGUAAGUCAAACUGAUCGCUUCGUCAAAUUACAUUUCAGGUAGUUAAUUUUUUUUCCUGCUUUCCAGCCUUGCUGUCGCUAAUUAAUUUAUUCUUUCUACGAUUAAUUCUGUUGAAAAUUUGCAGAUUGCAACUUGUUGCUAUUUCCGAACAAUUUUACGUCUUUGUUUGUAGUCUUAUUGAAGCUGGCACCCAUAUUAAGUCUUGGUGCAUUUUGGCUUGCUUUGCAGUUAGUUUGCACAGUGAAAACAGUUCAUCGAGUGCGACUUUGAAACAGAACUCUUAAAAUUUCACCUGCUCUUUAUACACCACAGUCAUGUCUUGUGUAGCCAACUGCAGUGGAACUGAGACAAACGUUUCAAAUGAAACCAGCGCAGCGAACUCUGUAAAUCUUGAAUUAGAUCAGGAAUCAGUGGUGAUUCUCUCCGUUAUAUGUGCUCUGGCAAGUUUCUGUGGUAGUUUCGGAAAUGUGUUGGUAAUCCUAGCCGUCUUGAAAUCUCCAAGCCUUCGCGGUGUUUCCGACCUCAUCAUAUCAAGCUUGGCUUUUUCGGAUUUGACCGUGUGUUCCAUCUACCUUCCCUUGUCGAUCUACCGUUACAAUCACUUUACAAGUCAAGUGAUGCAACAGGGCUCGCGUUUAAGAAUAACAAGAAGUUUCUUCGGCCACUGUUCCUUGAUCGCCUCUGUCACCAACAUGUUUGCUGUGACGGUGGAUCGCGUAAUCGCCAUUAGAUUCCCUUUCAAAUACUUGGGGAUUAUGACCACCAACAGAGCCUACAUUAUCAUUGCGAUAGUAUGGCUCAUCUCUCUCACAGCUGGAGGGCUUUACGCCCAGGAAAUGUUUUCCAAAAUCAUUCUGCUAGGCUACUGCAUCGUUCCAAUGUUAAGUACAAUCUCCAUGUAUGCCUACAUCUUUGUUAUUGCCAAGAGACAAGAAAACAAAGUUCAAGCAAUGAAUACAUCCACUACACAACAGCUUAAAACCGAUAAAAAGGCAGCCAAGACCAUUUUCAUCGUUGUUGGAAUCUAUGCUCUUUGUUGGCUACCAUUCCUACUUCUUCCUGCCAUUGUUAGUCCUUCUAAAAAGCCGCUUUUGUUCAAGAAACUCCUCCCCUGGGUUCAGGUAGUCUUGGCAAGUAAUUCUGCACUGAAUCCGUAUGUUUACUGUAUGAGAAGUCAUAAAUAUCGCAGGCAGUUCGGAAAAGUUUUGCGGAUAAAUCUCUCGGAAGACCUUAAUAAUUCUAACUCGGCCUCAAAUGGCCAUCAAUAGAAAAACACAACCUGGAAUGCAGUACUGGAUAAGUUGACGUGAAAAACAAAAAAAAAAUAGUCCACUAGAAUUAGCUGUUACUGAUCGAUAAAAUGCUACCCCCGCCCCCCCUAAAUUUCAGAUAGAUGUUUUCCGCGGAAGGUCCUGUUUAAGGAUGAAGCAAACAAAACUUGAUACCCUAUGUAAGGCUCACACCCGAAAAAAGACACCUUAUUCAGGAAGAACUAAAACUAAGAAUGGCGUGAACGGGUCAACUUUAUUUCGUUUCUGUAACAUCAGAAGUUAAGCAUCAAGUAUAGAAUUUGGGUAUUAACGCACUGCUAUUUUAGGUACCCUAUCUAAGGAUCGCUCGGGGAGCACCAUGCCAAACAGGGGCAAAAAAAUGAUACCCGGGGGUUUAAUCCUACAGUUUUCUUGGAGGUUUGCUCUUGGAAACCUUUGUGUCUCGACCAAAUAAUAUCUACAGAUAAUAAGUAUCCGUCAGAAGCAUUUUCUUGCCAGAGGUAGCUUAUUGUUUAUAUAUCUGCUCUUACGUUCUUCAGUGUAGUAUGCCAUCUGUAAACAGUGUAACAAAAUAGACACUGAUGAAUAUAUCAG
Messenger RNA from Orbicella faveolata, 2922 nucleotides. Its product is annotated as adenosine receptor A2b-like. Gene Ontology annotation, cellular component: membrane. NCBI's taxonomy places the organism in Eukaryota, Metazoa, Cnidaria, Anthozoa, Scleractinia, Merulinidae. The record is from RefSeq and is a predicted model, not a curated record. Gene Ontology annotation, molecular function: G protein-coupled receptor activity. Gene Ontology annotation, biological process: G protein-coupled receptor signaling pathway.